CGAGCGCCUGCACACGUGAUGUCUCAAACGCGGCCGCAUGUGUGAAUCAGGCUGUGAAAGAGCAGUAAUAAAACCACGUCGGGAUCGUCCUUCCUCUUCUUAUCCAGACUUUAUCUCGAAGAGAACAGACGUUAUAGCUAUGGCUUUCAAAGGCGAAAUCAAGAUCAUAGUCAAAGUGACCUCAACUAAAUUUAUGUUGCCAGCAAGAUUGACUCGGACACAUAGGCCUAUCGAGACUACGUUUUCUAAAACAUGCCGUUCGGAUGUCAUCGGCGCCGGAGUUGAACGAUUGAGACAGGAAGCGAUAGAAGGCAAAAUAAGGCCCUGUAAGCGAAGUCGAAAUAUCAGAGUACUGCCAAAAAGGGUUGGCAGUCAUAAGCGGGACCCUAGGAAAAUAUGGUUGCAAAGACAUCGUGGUGAAUUAUCAAACGAGAAGUUACAACCAGAAUCAACCACCGCACAAUCGUUGUUCUCCGUCCCACCGUUACCGGAUUGUCCCGCCGUCUCCUGCCCCUCUCCGACGUUGCCUGCCCCCUCCCUCUCCCCCGUGUCACCGAAUCCCCGGGGUGGGAGACCAGUCAAUCCGCUCCCUCGCCACAAGAGAUCCUCUCACAUUAACGCCGAGCAUCGAAGGAGAAAUAAGAUACAGACGGGGUUUGAAACCUUAAAAGAACUCGUGCCAGCUCUCGCAGAGGAAAAAAACAUUUCAACCAAAGAAAGUAAAUCCGCAAAGUUACACAAAGCUGCCGAACAUGUUCGUGGGCUGAAGUUUGAUUUGAAGAGUCAACAAGACGAACUGCAAGCACUCAGACAGGAAAUAGCAGACUUGAACGCGCAAAUCAUGACGUUUCAUCAACAACUUCCGGCCACGGGCAUUGCCGUUGUUGAAAAGCCAGCCUGCCACCUGGAAACGAUGUACAGAGACUAUCUCAAGUCAAGAACACAAGAAAACUGGAAGUUCUGGAUCUUCAGUGUGAUACUGCGUCCACUGUUCGAAUCCUACAGCCGCGUAGUGACCAGCGUCACAACCACCUCCUUCCUCCAGACCGUGCGGGACUGGGCGCACGAACACCUAACUCUCGUCAAUCUCAGGCCAUGUGUUUUAUCAGCACUGCGGCAUAUAAGUCUCAACUCAAGCAUUCUCACAGAACCCGAAAAACUCCCCGAAGAAGCACCGCGGAGAGUUAUGGAAAUGCUAUGCGACAAAUCCGUUAAGUAGUGCCACAAGAGUUGUCUCCCCGUGUCCUUAGUCCAUCCACAAGUCUUUCAAUGGGAAUCAAAACUUGACUUUGGCAGGCUACGGCCCAGUCGAACAUUACAUUACCAAUGUUCUUGGUAUUGAGACAUUUUACUGACUGUUAGCAGACAAUUGGUAAAUGCGUGGGAAUAAAUUACACAAGGAAUUCAAUUCAGUUGGUCAAGAACGGAGAUUGGCAAGGCUACUACACAUAUACAUUGUGCGCUCUUCAGGAAAACCAGUCGUAGCCUUAAUCCAUGGUUUGCAUAAGGCCUUAAGACAGUAUCCAUAAUAUACCAGACAGGCCUUACAGACAGCCAUGUCUUCAUGUGGAACUGAGCAUAGCUAACAAACACCUGGGACCAAUGUCGUCUGAUCUCAAAGACAUUAUCACCCUCCUUGUUCCUGAUCAAAACGUCAAUACAUCACGAAACUGGACGGCGCUAGAGAGUCUUUAAAAAAACUUUCAUUUUGUUUUAUUUUAAUGUCCUCAGCUUUUCAUCCAUUUUGUCAGAGACCAUAUACCGAUAUAUGGUCUCUGAUUUUGUUUUGCUAAAUAUGUCUCAGACUUACGCAUGCGCAUGAGCGUACAGUUUGAACCAGAAAUCCGAAGGCCUUUGGUUCGAAGUUUAUUCUCGACUUGGCUUGCUUGCCCUGGGUCCAUCAGUGUCACCAUACAUCCAUAUUUACGACCCCCACACGUGGUGUAACUGAAUUAUUGUUCCAAAGAGCGUUGAGCCCAACCACACACUCGCUCUCUCGUAAAGACAUUCCUGGGCCCACUUGCACAGAGCGAUCUUAGCGCUAAGACUAUCGUAAGCCUAUGUUAAAGUAUGGGAGUUGCGGUCAUCUUAGCACUAAGAUCGUUUUGGGCAGGUCGCUAUAAAUGGCACAAAUAGUCCCGAUGUGACGUUGAAUAAUUAUUCUUGCUCACGCCAAUUAUUUACGGAAACAAACCAGAUGGUGAUAUUAUUCGUAUCCUACCAGUUAUGCUGAUUGUGAUAUUUUUAUGAUUAUGUAACUUAGAAACGGAAAACAACGCAGUGAUCCUCGACACAAUGUGCAAGACACUGGGUAGAUGACGUUAUGUUGCGAUGGUGUUGGUGAUGAUGAUAAUUUGAAGAUGUCAUCAUUGAUUGUCAUGCAUGUGUCCAUAACACUUCAUUUCCAUCACAGCUCACGUGUCGUGUAUGUAUAUUGUUUGUUGUUGAUGAAACAUAAUAAAUCGAUGUGAAACUU
Molecule: messenger RNA, 2476 nt
Organism: Haliotis rufescens (red abalone)
Lineage: Eukaryota; Metazoa; Mollusca; Gastropoda; Lepetellida; Haliotidae
Product: carbohydrate-responsive element-binding protein-like
Exons: 6
Coding region: 38-1219 (393 amino acids)
Biological process (GO): regulation of transcription by RNA polymerase II
Cellular component (GO): nucleus
Molecular function (GO): DNA-binding transcription factor activity, RNA polymerase II-specific; RNA polymerase II cis-regulatory region sequence-specific DNA binding; protein dimerization activity
Source: RefSeq, a predicted model, not a curated record